This is a messenger RNA of Carassius carassius (crucian carp), 957 nucleotides long. RefSeq names its product phospholipid-transporting ATPase VA-like. The record is from RefSeq and is a predicted model, not a curated record. Gene Ontology annotation, molecular function: ATPase-coupled intramembrane lipid carrier activity. Gene Ontology annotation, cellular component: plasma membrane. Lineage: Eukaryota; Metazoa; Chordata; Actinopteri; Cypriniformes; Cyprinidae. Gene Ontology annotation, biological process: phospholipid translocation. Bases 473 to 937 code for a protein of 154 amino acids. The transcript has a single exon.
ACUAUAAUCACUGUAGAACACUAGAAAUAUCACACAUAUCUACAACAUGCAAUUAAAAUUUAGCCUAGAUAAAGUAAUACUUGUAAUAGUAUUAGUGAUAAUAAUAACAAUCUAGGCUUCAAAGGUCCAGAGCUCCUUAGAUGAUAGAUGACUUCUCUGUCUGGGAUAAACAUUACACUACAAACUGGUCACUUAUUUACCAGCCCUCAGUUUUCCUUGUCUAAAAACUGCCACUGAGUCAUAAAAAGCUCUACGUCUUUGUUUAUGAUGCCUGGGAGUGUUUCCUGGAUGAGUAGCAGCCUGGUCUGCAUAUUGUAGAUUAUUACAGGUUUCUGAGCAACACACAUUACUGUUGAGACAAAGCUUUGGAAGAGCAUAAUGUUUCUCAGGUGUCAGAUUUUGCAUGUGUUUAUAUUGGCUUGGACAGAAUCAGAAACAUGAAUUUGACCAGUGAUGGUGAGACCUGUUGGACAUGCUCAGGAUAGAGAAUCUGCCUAAAUUGGCUGGACCAUUCUUACAGACUGUGUCUAUGGAGCGGAAGAGUCCAGCUGCUAUGAGUCAGCAGUUGGAGCUAGAUCAAGGUGGCAUGGCAAAAGAUCUGGCCAAAAACAGAAAGGUUGUCAUGCCAAGUUGGACUGAAGUUGAAGAAAUAAAGUCUUACAGCAGGAAUAAUGUCCGGACAAACAAGUACACCUUUCUAUCCUUCAUCCCCAAGAAUCUUUUUGAGCAACUUCAUCGUUUUGCCAAUGUAUACUUCAUCUUUUUGGGGGCGUUGAACUUUGUGCCUAUUGUAAAUGCGUUCCAGCCGGAGAUCUCGAUCAUUCCUAUUAUCUUCGUGAUGUCCGUAACUGCUGUUAAAGACCUUUGGGAGGACCAACGCCGGAGGAAGUCUGACAAACAGGUCAAUAACCGCUUAUGUGAUGUUUUUGACAGGUAAACGCAUGAAACUUUCUGAAU